This is a messenger RNA of Macrosiphum euphorbiae (potato aphid), 486 nucleotides long. Lineage: Eukaryota; Metazoa; Arthropoda; Insecta; Hemiptera; Aphididae. The record is from the annotation of a GenBank genome assembly.
AUGCCUAUGGACUGUAUGGAUAACGUGAACUUGGGAAACUGUUUGUGGUUUGAAGGAGGAAGUGAAAAAAGAAAUGUUGUUGCUGGGAUGAUAUCAGGACUUCUGUUUGCAGUCGGAUGGUGGCUAAUAAUUGAUGGCAUGGCUGUAAACCCUAGUCAAGUACCCGGUACCUAUCACAUAUGUGGAUUGGUUGGAACAUUUUCAUUGUUUAUGAUUAACGUAGUAUCUAAUUCUCAAAUUCGAGGAGAAGCUUACUCAGGAGGAUGGUUUGGACCCAGAGGAGCACGUAGUUGGUUAUUUAUGGGUUUUGUAUUAGGUUUUGCUGCUUUGAUUGCUGCUUGUUGGAUAUUUUUUGCUGAUUUUGUAGCAGCCAAAAGUUCAGUUAAACCAAAUAUGACAGUUGGACUUGAACUGUUUUUUCAGAAUGCUUUUAUAUUUGCUGCUUCUCUGAUUUACAAAUUUGGUCGUGUGGAAGAUCAAUGGUAA